AUGAUACUAUACACAAAUAUUCAGAACUCAGCGAGUCGGGCACAAAUCUUGAAAAAGGCUGCAGAAUAUAUACAGUUUAUGAGACGAAAAAACAACGCUCACCAACAAGACAUAGAUGAUUUAAGAAGACAAAAUAACGUAUUGGAGACACAGAUACGAUUACUAGAAAAAGCAAGAGCUAGCGGAAACUUAUUGGAAGCACAUGAACUAGGGAUUGGAAUCAAGUCAGAAGGAAGCUCACAUGACACGGACAGUUCUGAUGGAGAAGGAACCACGCGACGCGUCAAGAAACUCAAAAUAAACAGUACUAAUUCGUAAUUAUAAGUAACUAAAUGUAAAGUUAUUAGGCAAUUUAGUCGGUUUCUUUUAAUAAAACAAUAUAUUUUGAGAUCUAUUUUUACCAAAGAACCAGUUCUGUGGUUUUCUUUUACUGAAAAUUGCCUUCUAAUUUUAACAUUUUGAUCUAGCAAUAAUAUUUUUAAAGCAUAUUUAAAGCUGAAUAUUCUUAUGAAAGUAUCUAGCUUUUUUUUUGCGAACCAAAAAAAAAAAUUGUUAUAUAUUUUAAUGGAAAACAUCUAGCAAGCAUUGUAAAUAAGAGUUUAGAGGUAUAGUUCCCGUCAUGUAAAAAGAACGCUGGCCUUGAAGCUGCGCAGAAGCGAUUUAUCGGUCUAUUUGGUGGCAUGGGAGUGUUUAUCACGUGUCGCAUGCUUGCCGGUGUGCUAUUGGUUGGACAGUGCGACGUCGACUCGAAAUAUGAUCGCGCACAAAAGUUUUAAAUUACAAAAUUCUCCAUUUACUAUUUAUUUCACAAAAAAAAAACAAA
Molecule: messenger RNA, 823 nt
Organism: Melitaea cinxia (Glanville fritillary)
Lineage: Eukaryota; Metazoa; Arthropoda; Insecta; Lepidoptera; Nymphalidae
Product: protein max-like
Exons: 3
Coding region: 1-318 (105 amino acids)
Biological process (GO): positive regulation of transcription by RNA polymerase II
Cellular component (GO): RNA polymerase II transcription regulator complex
Molecular function (GO): protein dimerization activity; DNA-binding transcription factor activity
Source: RefSeq, a predicted model, not a curated record